Messenger RNA from Alnus glutinosa, 1931 nucleotides. RefSeq lists its product as uncharacterized. The record is from RefSeq and is a predicted model, not a curated record. Gene Ontology annotation, molecular function: protein binding. The transcript is spliced from 8 exons. Bases 278 to 1756 code for a protein of 492 amino acids. Lineage: Eukaryota; Viridiplantae; Streptophyta; Magnoliopsida; Fagales; Betulaceae.
UUAUCAAAUCUCCAUUUUUAUAGGCUGAAUCCGAAGAAGUUCGGUGUGCUUUAAACUUUUUGUGAACGUGUAAUUCACAGGAUGGAUAGGCGAUGGGGGAGAUCCAAAAUAAGCAAAAAUCAAAUUUUGCUACUUUGAGAUAUAUUAGACGCAGGAAUACUUCCAAAAGAUUUGCAUUAGAGAUGGAAAUGUAAGAUAGUGCAAGUCACUUAGAGAUUCUGGGGUUCUUGCAAUUUAUAGGACUUCGGGAUCGUUUCGAACAAUAAGCUUCAGAACUAUGGCGGAGGCGGACCCAUCGCCAUCGACGACGACGGUGACGGAUGUUGACGUGGACUCGCUGGCUCACUGUGCCACCUACCUCAGCUUCCAGGACCUCUCCAACUUGGCCAUGUCUUGCAAAUACCUCAAACGCGUCGCCUAUUCCGACUCCAUCUGGCUCCGCUGGUUCAGGGAACGCUGGCCGCAACAAGUUCCAUCGGGCUCUUUACAAACAAUGGGAGUGAGGGAAGCGUAUUUGGCGAGGUACACAGCAUUGAAGCAGUUCAAGUUCGUUGAUCCCUUAGUUUCUGACUUCUACACAGUUCCAAAACCUUACAACCAAAUAUUAUUCAAUAAAAAUAAUGUUGUCUUUUCACAGGGCUCAUUGAUAGGAAUUCAGAAGAUUGAUGGCCUUUUAACUGGAAGGUAUCCUGUCACCAUGCUAAGUGAUCAUAAUGCAAGAAUUACUUGUAUGAGGUUGUUUUCUCUCGCUGAAACUUCUUUAUUUCGAAAUGAAACACAAAGUAAAGAAAAUGUUUUGGUCACCUCAAGCUGCGACCGCUCCAUUCGUCUAUGGUGGAAGGGUUCCUGCCAACGGAGUUUAAGAGGUCACAAUGGCCCAGUCUCUACCUUGUCAGAUAAAUUGUUAGGUGAUGGUAGUAGCAAAGUAUUGGCAAGUGGAGGGGAAGAUGGUACUGUUCGCCUUUGGUCCCUUAACUCCAGUGGCCAGCGUGGCCAGCAUGGGCUAAAGGCUACUCUUUAUGGGCAUGAGAAACCUGUAAAGUUGAUGUCAGUUUCUGGGCAUAAAACUUCUUUUUUGGUGACCAUGUCAAAUGAUUCCAAGGUGAGGGUUUGGGAUACAAAUACAUCAUCUGCUGAGCGUUUAUCAUGCUGUGUGGGCAUGACAACUGUUCCUGGUGCACCUGUAAAUAUGAAGUGCCAUGAAUCCAUGCUCUAUGUUGCUGCUGGUUCCUCUGUCAUUGCAAUUGAUUUGAGGACAAUGCAAAAAGUAAUCACUGCUGCAAUUUAUCAACCGAAGUUGUACUCAUUUGAGAUUAUGCCUUCAAAAUCAUUAAUCUGCACAGGUGGUAAUGGAAGAGCAAUGCUGUGGGAUAUUAGGAGAAACAUGGACACAAUGAAACCAGAACCAAUAGCCGAGUUGGAUGGACACACAGGCCCAGUUACGUUAUUGCACAUGGAUCAGUGCAAAAUAGUUACAGGAGGCCCCAAGGAUUCUUUCAUUAAUGUUUGGGAGGCUGACAGUGGUACACAAACAAAUUCGUUGAUUUGCGGUCCUCCAGAGAGAGUAAGUGGGUGUUCUGCCCUGGCUGUAAAUGGGAAUAGCAUUGUUACUGCUAGCUUUGGUGAACAACAUGGAGUUCUCCGCGUUAGGGACUUUACCAACGCUUCUUGCCCUGUUGCCAAGCCCGAGGAUGAGCAUGCUUCGAAGUUUUGGGAUCCACAGUCUUAUAGUGAUUCUAAUGGCUCAGAUUGCUGAACGGAUUUGCUUGUAUACUGCCUAUCAUGUUCUCAUUUUUUUUUUUCUUUCUUUUUGAACUAAAUUAAUAGCGCUAGUAAUCUCAUGGUUUUCUAAUUAUUCUUUACUUCUUGCCAUUGUCUUUUGAUGGCGAGGGGGGAUUUUUCCAGUAUAUGGACCAGAUCAGCUGUGUUUU